This is a messenger RNA of Seriola dumerili (greater amberjack), 824 nucleotides long. It is a transcript of the gene mblac1, whose product is annotated as metallo-beta-lactamase domain containing 1. The record is from RefSeq and is a predicted model, not a curated record. The transcript has 2 exons. NCBI's taxonomy places the organism in Eukaryota, Metazoa, Chordata, Actinopteri, Carangiformes, Carangidae. The coding region runs from base 43 to 708 and encodes 221 amino acids.
AGCAGCUGUCUGUCCUCAGGUCUUCCUGUGGACUCUGUUGACAUGAUGGGGACAGACAGUAAAGUGGUCUCUGAUCAGGUUCAGAGAGUCCCGCUCUCAGAGUCUCAGCUGGACUUCCCCGGUCACCCGUUCUCCGUGUCCGUCCUUAAAGCCGGAUACUGUCUCCCGCAGACCAACGGGACGUUCAGAGCCGACGGGACCAUCACUCUCAUAACGGGACCCAAGACCAUUCUGGUGGACACCGGGGGACCGUGGGACCGGGACUUUCUCCUCAUGUCACUGAAGGAGCGGGGUCUGGAGCCGGAAGACGUUAACGUGGUCGUGGGGACUCACGGACAUUCAGACCACAUCGGGAAUCUGGCUCUUUUCCAAGCAGCGCUGAUGAUUGUAGGUUAUGACGUCAGUGAGGGGGACCGGUACCGACCCAACGAGCUGGCAGACGGACACGGUUACGUCAUCGAUGAGCAGGUAUGUGUAGUUCCCAGUCCAGGCCACACAGGACAGGAUGUCAGCGUUCAGGUGAAGGGAACCUCAGCGGGGACAGUGCUUGUUGCAGGGGACUUAUUUGAGUGCUGUUCAGAUGAGGACAGCUGGCGGGAUCUGAGUAUGAACACUGCAGUACAGGAGGUCAGCCGCCGAGAGGCAUUACACACCGCUGAUGUCAUCAUCCCGGGACAUGGACUCCCGUUUAGAGUCCUCAGGAACUGAUAAAGCCCUGGAAAUGGGUCAGGGUUAUAUGAGGACAUGACUUCCAACCAAGCCAACACAACCAACCAACCAACCAACCAACCAACCAACCAACCAACCAACCAACCAACCAACCA